AUGGCCAACGCCACUCAGAAGCUGCUCUGCCCAGUCUUGGAGCAGAUGAGCCACCUCCAAAGCCACAGCAACUCCAGCAUCCGCUACAUAGACCACGCGUCAGUGCUACUGCACGCGCUGGCCUCGGUGCUGGGCCUGGUGGAGAAUGGCCUCAUCCUCUUCCUGGUGGGCUGCCGCAUGCGCCACACGGUGAUCACCACCUGGGUGAUGCACCUGGCGCUGUCCGACCUGCUGGCCACAGCCUCCCUGCCCUUCUUCACCUACUUCCUGGCGGUGGGCCACUCGUGGGAGCUGGGCACCCCCUUCUGCAAGCUGCACUCCUCCGUCUUCUUCCUCACCAUGUUCGCCAGCGGCUUCCUGCUCAGCGCCAUCAGCCUGGACCGCUGGCUGCAGGUGUGGCGGCCGGUGUGGGCGCAGAACCACCGCUCCGUGGCCUGGGCUCACAAAGUCUGCCUGGCGCUCUGGGCGCUGGCGCUGCUCCACACGGUGCCCUUCUACGUGUUCCGGGACACCAUCCCGCGGCGGGACGGACGGAUCAUGUGUUAUUACAACGUGCUGCUCCUGCACCCGGGGCCUGACCUGGAGGCCGCCUGCAACCUGCGCCAGGCGGCCCUGGCCGUCAGCAAGUUCCUCCUGGCCUUCCUGGUGCCGCUGGCCAUCAUCGGCUGGAGCCACGCGGCCAUCAGCGCGCGCCUGCACCACCGGGGCCGCCCGCGGAGCAGCCGCUUCGUGCGCCUGGUGAGCGCCGUGGUGGCGGCCUUCGCGCUCUGCUGGGGCCCCUACCACGUCUUCAGCCUGCUGGAGGCGCGGGCGCACUCCGUCCCCGCCCUGCGGCCGCUCGUCUGGCGCGGGCUGCCCUUGGUCACCAGCCUGGCCUUCAUCAACAGCGUCAUCAACCCGCUGCUCUACGUCUUCAUCUGCCCCGAUGUGGUGCACAAGCUGCGGGACUCGCUGCGCGCCGUGCUGGAAAGCGUUCUGCUGGAUGACAGCGAGGCGGGCAGCGGCGGGGUCAGCAGCCGCCGCCCCAGCGUCUAUUCCUCCACCUCCACCCUGUCCCUGGGCGGCUGCCUGGGGUCCCCGCCCUGCCCAGCGGGCCUCCUGGUCUGUGUGCCCGCCCGAUGCUCGAAGGGGCGAGAUGGGCACCCAGGGCGCAGCGCUGAACCCCACCUCGGAUCGGAUGGCUCCGCCAGGCCCACAGGGCCUCGGGAGACCUUUCUCCCCAAAGGCAGAGAGAGGCAGGGUGGUAACCGGGUGGUGAUCCUGGACCCCCAGGGUACAGCCCUGCUGUGA
Messenger RNA from Dipodomys spectabilis (banner-tailed kangaroo rat), 1290 nucleotides. It is a transcript of the gene Ptgdr2, whose product is annotated as prostaglandin D2 receptor 2. The transcript has a single exon. Gene Ontology annotation, cellular component: plasma membrane. The coding region runs from base 1 to 1290 and encodes 429 amino acids. Gene Ontology annotation, biological process: positive regulation of cytosolic calcium ion concentration; inflammatory response; complement receptor mediated signaling pathway. Gene Ontology annotation, molecular function: complement receptor activity; G protein-coupled receptor activity. The record is from RefSeq and is a predicted model, not a curated record. Lineage: Eukaryota; Metazoa; Chordata; Mammalia; Rodentia; Heteromyidae.